ACAACAGAAGACAAGUUCCGUUCGUUCACGCGAUACAGAAAGUAGUUGAGAGCGCGCAAACAAUAUGCCCGCGGCAAAAGUUCAAUUCAGCUAACAAUAGCGUUACGUUAAUAUAAGUUUGCGUGCUGUUAACUCGAAUUUACGAGUAUAAGCGGCUGUGGGAGAGGAAACAUGGACAUAUAUAGAGACGAGACGGAGUUUACAGACAUCCACAUGGUUCAAAAUGUUGCGGAUUUGUUUGAGAGUCGUCCUGGUUUUCAAAAGAUAGUAAGACUCGGCCUUAUUGCAAAUAUGGAUUACAAUGGCGAGCUAGACAUUACAGGUAAGGAUGAUUAUGGAGCUGAUGGUUGGGCACAUGGUCGUAACAAUUUCCAUGGAUACUCAAGGCUCUCUGACAGGAGUAGUGAUAGAGGAUUAGGUGGGAGCCGUUCAAGGCAGUCCGCCUCUGUUUAUCAGCUUCCGCUGCAUUACUACGCUUCAUCCCGUGAGGUUCCUCUCCCGCCCUCUGUAAAAGCUCCAGCAAAGGAGAGUGACUCUGAGAGAAGAGCCAGGUUAUUAGAAGAAGUGAAAAAAAGCAAAGAAAAGGCUGAGAAGAAGCGCCUUAAGAAACAGAAACGGAAGGAAAGAAAACGUCUUGAGAAGUUGGAGAAGGAAAAACAGAACCCCAACAGAAAUGACGAGGAGGAAAAAGAUGAUGCACAGCAGUCCAAAGCAGAGGAGAGCAAACCAGUUAAUGAAUCCAAAACCAAUAGCAGUCCCAGUGUUAAACAGUCGCCUUCAGCAAAAGAUUCAGACAGCAGUGACAGUAGUGAAGACGAAUCCAGUGAUGAAGAUAGUGACACCAAGAAUGACUCGGGUGACUCUGAGGAACUCGACAUGACGAGUACUUUUGUGAGUAAAGCUGCUCUUAUAGCCAGACGUAAAUUGGAGCAGAAGCCCAGGCCUGAGAGGAAGGAGAAAAAGAAGAGCCCGAUCAAAGAAGAACCUAAAACCGUCUCUGACAAACCUAAUGAAGACACAGAGGCUGAAAAGAAGUCUGAACAGGACUCUGCGGCCCCGAGCAGCCACGCUGUUGAAGAUAAUAUAAAAAUAAGUACCGAUCUUGCAGUUAUUGGAAAUAAGUUUGCAAGUGCUGGAGACUUUAAUAUGGCUGUGAAGUAUUUCACGGAUGCAAUUAAGUACAACCCUACAGAGUUUAAGUUGUUUGGCAAUCGUUCCUUCUGUUUUGAAAAGAUGCAAGAAUAUGAGAAGGCGCUGACAGAUGCGGAGUUGUCUCUCAGCAUGUGUCCAGGCUGGGUUAAAGGCCUGUUUAGGAGGGGCAGAGCUUUGGCAGGUCUAAAGAGGUAUGUAGAGGCUGCCCAGGCCUUCAAGGAGGUUCUCAAACUGGACAGUUCAUGUGCUGAAGCCGCCCAGGAACUGAUGAGGGUGCAGAUAACACAACUUAUGGAGUAUGGUUUCACUCGGGAGCAGAGCUCAAAUGCUUUAAUUAUUCACGGGACAGUAGAAAAGGCAAUAGAAGUGCUGUCCAAAUUAAACCAUCGAUCAGGAGCUAUUCAAAAUGGCCCUCUCCAACCAGCUCAAGUCGCAAAUGUCACCGGAGUCUCUCCAGUCCUGUCAGCCAACACAGUCCCUCCUCAUCCUCAUCUUCCUCAUCCUCAUCAGCCCAUGGAUGCACCAAAAACAGUGUUUAAGAACAAACCUUUAGGCCCAGUCCAGAAUAUGUCGAAUGUCCAGAGUAAACCAAAGCCCACUCUUGAUCAGGCCACCAAGACCAACAAUGAAGGCAGUAACCCACCACAGGAGCUGUUUCCAGUUUGGGUGGGAAACUUGUUCCACCCAGUAACUGAGUCCAUGAUAACCAACGUGUUUAACAAGGUUGGGUUUGUCUAUAGUGUGAAGCUUCUGAUUUACAGACGGUGUGCCUUCGUGAACUUUACAAAACAAGAGCAUUGUGAUGAAGCAAUCAGACGCUUUCAUGGCUAUGAGCUGAACGGCAUGAAGAUCGCUGUGAGGUAUCCAGACAGGAUUCCUUCAGGCAUGGGCAUUUCCAGAGCUGCUCUCAAAGCUGACGACCUGCAAGAUGAGAAUAUGAGGCACAAUGAGUACGCUGGAAGCCGAAGACCUUUUCGCCCUUACAGACACGUCCCAGACUUCGGAGGCAACGACAAGUACUGAAAGGAAACAAGACCCCUCUGAACAGGUUCCCCUAAAUAAAAGCAGAAUCAUUCACACUGUCCAGUACUAAUUAAUCCCAAAUAUCGACAGGGUUUUAUCAGUAUUUCUAGUGGACCACAGAAACAAUGCUGAAUUGGUAGAAUUUAAGUAUUAGCCACUGAAAAAUUACUUCCACUGUUUAAAACUGAUUAUUUUUUAUAUUUUUUUGAACAAAGGUAAAAACUUCAGAGGUUUAUGCGAGUUGAUGAUUCCAGAUAUUAACUAAGAAUGUUUAUGUCAAGAUUGUUAAAGCCUGACAGAUGUACUGGAGGUUGAUAUUGGUAUUAUAAGUUAUAUUUUAAAUGUCAGUAUACAAAGAAAUUUGUUAAAAUUUACAUAUUUCUCUUACAAUUUAGUUUUUAAACUGAGAACAUAUUCUAUCCAGCAGACUUUAAGUUUACAUAAGUCUGCAGUAUAUUACAGCUGAGCAAAAUGAAAACAAGGUGUUCAAAAUAUGGUACAUUAAUGAGUGCCAAAGUAAUCAUGUUUAAUUAAUGCCUGAGAUGUUUUUAUUCCUGAAUUGUGGUAUUAGCAUUAGGCUCUGAAAAUAAUCAAAGUUUACUCAGUCCUUUAAUUUCUUAUUAGUGAUGUUAACCUUAUUUAUAUAUUAUGGACUUCAUAAGGAAUUACAAGAGCCUCACCUAAACCAUCUAUAUUCAGAUUAUUAUUCACUAUAAAUUGCACCUUUAUGUCUUGCUUUAAACAAACCUUGCAAUCCUCUUUAAUGGAGCAGGGGUUAUUUUUGUUGCACAUUUAAUUACUGUUUAUUGUUUGUGGUCACUGGUGGUUGAUUAUGGGCGCUUAUGUCUUAUUUUAUGUCAUUCAGAUGCCUUCAUUAACUGCGGCGUUUGUUUUCUUAAUUCAGUUAUUAAAGAUUGUUUCUUAUUCUGA
Messenger RNA from Epinephelus moara (kelp grouper), 3105 nucleotides. RefSeq names its product tetratricopeptide repeat protein 31-like. The transcript has 18 exons. The record is from RefSeq and is a predicted model, not a curated record. Gene Ontology annotation, molecular function: RNA binding; protein binding. The coding region runs from base 172 to 2175 and encodes 667 amino acids. Lineage: Eukaryota; Metazoa; Chordata; Actinopteri; Perciformes; Serranidae.